GCAUCACACUUUAGAAUGGGUAGGGGUGCGCGCUCGAAGAAGAGCGGUCGCCCAGCUAUAAGGCGACAAUAUAAGCCAGACAACGAUGCGCUGGUGGUAGACCCCGAGUUGGUUGAGAAGUUUCGCAACACACGCCAACCGAUUCGCAAGUCUGCCUUGUACACGGAAAUAUUAAAGCAGAAGAAGGAUACCAAACGCUCCCGGCGUGAGCUUCGAGAGCAGGAACGCAAGGCACUAAAGGAUAGGGCCCCUGCAAAAGAGAUUCCAAAGACGAAGGAACGACUUCGUUAUCCUGAUGUAACCAUAGUUGAUGACAAAGAUGAUGCUGAAAUCGUUAAGGACGAAGCGGACGACGAAUUUUCUAGUUUCUUUAAGGAAAAAAAGAAUCCUAAAAUCCUCAUCACAACUGGGGAACAUCCGUGUUUCCGAACCAAGGAAAUGUUAAAGGAGUUGAGGUGGUUACUACCUCAUACAACCUACCGCCCACGAAAGUCGUACACCUUGAAAGAAAUUUCACAAUUUUGUAUUAAUCGAGAAUUUACCGACCUGAUCGUCAUAACGGACCGUCUGAAGCAGCCCUACAAUCUUAUAGUAUCACAUCUCCCCGAGGGACCAACCGCACUCUUUCGAAUUUCCAAUUUCCUAACCUAUAAGGAACUUGAAAAUCCGGCACCGCGAACGAAACAUUAUCCAGAGCUGAUUUUGAAGAACUUUGAUACUCGGUUAGGUCGACGCAUUUCCAGGAUGUUUGAAUGCUUGUUUCCUAGCACGCGAGAUUAUGCCGGUCGCGCGGUAGCAACCUUUCACAACCAGCGUGAUUACAUCUUUCUGCGUACACACCGGUACAUUUUCGAUAGCCUGGAGGCAGUGCGACUGCAGGAGAUGGGGCCGCGCUUCACGCUUCGGUUGCUAUCUUUGCAACUCAGCACUUUUGAUGCUCAAUUUGGUGAGUACGAGUGGUUUCGGAAGAAAGAGCACGAUUCGGAUAAACUGGAAUGGUAUUUGUAA
Phytomonas sp. Hart1 is the source of this 1008-nucleotide messenger RNA. The record is from the annotation of a GenBank genome assembly. NCBI's taxonomy places the organism in Eukaryota, Euglenozoa, Kinetoplastea, Trypanosomatida, Trypanosomatidae.